UAGAUUUCGCAACCCAUUCCUUUUUACCAGCACCAUCGAGAUGGGAUAACGCAAUGCCAGCAUCGUUGCUUUUUUUGGCAGGCUUCGGUAUAUCCAGGCAUAAAGAAUACCCAAGGCUCAGAUUUGCUCCUUCAUCUUCUUCCUCCCACACCUCACCUACAAACUGCUCUAUCUCUUGUGUUGUGCAUCGACAUCAUUAUUCAGGGUUAGAAGAUGGCAAUACUGGUCAUCACCAUGGUGAACGUGCAGUGCUGCCACUGCAGAGCCAGCAUCACCAAGAUCCUGGAAAGCCACAAAGAGGAGUUUUGCAUCGAGAAGAUUGAAUUCGAGGAGAAGCUCAACAAGGUGAUUGUACGCGGGAAGUUCGACGGCGAGAAGCUCAAGAAGGCGAUACUAGACAAGGCCGGCGAGACCGUGAAGAUCAAGGAGAUAGCCCUCGUCGACAAGUGGCCACCCCCACCCCCACCUUCGCCUCCCCCGCCCAAACCGGAAUGCAAGGUGGUGCCGUACCCUUACCCGUACCCGUAUCCGCCGUACCCGUGGUCGUGCCCACCACCUCGCCCGCCGUGCCACUGCUGCAAGCCGCCGACACCGUCGCCGCCGAAACCGCCGCCGCCACAGCCGACGCCGUGCCAGUGCCACUGCUGCAAGCCGCCGACACCGUCGCCGCCGAAGCCGCCACCACAGCCGACGCCGUGCCAGUGCCACUGCUGUAAGCCUCCGGCACCAUCGCCGCCGAAGCCGACGCCGUGCCAGUGCCACUGCUGUAAGCCUCCGGCACCGCCGCCGCCGAAGCCGCCGCCACAGCCGACGCCGUGCUGCAAGCAGUGCGAGGACUCGCACGACAAGGAUAAAUGCAAGCGUUGCCCACCAUGCCCGCCGUGCCCACCGUGCCCGCCGUGUCCACCGUGCCCGCCCAACUACUGGCCGCCACACCCGUGGCCCUGCCAGUGCCCACCACAGGACAGCCAGUGCACCAUCGUGUGAUCCACCGUCCACGUACGCUUCCUUUCUUGCAAUCUGCCGCCUGCUGCGAUCGUCGUGUGAUCUGUCCCAAUAAUCUCGCCCUAGUCGUGUACUUGGUUCUCGCGUUCGUUUGUGUCGUUUGGGUUGUGUGGUGUGUGUCCUGUCUUGUCUUGUCUUGUAAACCAUUCUCUCUUUCAGCUGAUGAUGUGUUUAUUCAUUUCAUGUUACUUUCUUAAUAGCAUCUUCGAGAGCAUUGCUAAAAAUCAUUCUCUAAUUUAAUAUUCUCUCCCUUAUUUUUUAUUUAUCGUAUUUUAGUUCAAAAUUGAACUAGUCGGCGAUAAAUAUUCAAUAUGGGGAUAGUAUUUAAAGAGACAUUUGUAUGAAAAUUGUUUUCUUUUAUCUCUUUCUACUAUUCAAAAGUAUUUUUAUAUCUUAUAUGGGCAUUUAAAAAACUGUUCUCGCUGUCUAUCUUUAGCUUUUUGAAAAUUUCAAAAUAGAUAAUGGCUAUAUUUAGAAAAUCAAAGUGCUACAGGAUAUUUUUUUACUAACAUUUUUAUUCCCAACAAUUACGGAAGAGAGUCUCUUACUCUCUAGUCUCUACUAAUAAUACCUAGUAGUAGUUUCGAAACUCAAAUUUUCUUCAUGAUUGGAGCAGAUUAUGAUGGAAAUGAAUCUUAAGGCUUCUUCCGUUAGGGAUGUAUUGAAUGGAUUUAAGGGGAUUAAAUCUCUUGCUAUUUAAAAUUUAAUAGGAGGAGGAGAUUUAAUCUCCAUUCAUCCCUGUGUAACCGAAUAAGACCAAGUUUUGUUAUGUGCGCGCGGCAUGGACGCGCUGUGAAGAGAUGCCAGUUUCGUGGGGUUUUAUUACUCCGGAGUCCGGUGUCAACAUCUGUGAGAAACAUGUGGAAUUGAGGAGGCUUUGGACUUCAUGCUAUGUGCGCCGGAUCGGAUGGAUGGAUAACGCAUAGACGGCUUAUUAGGAGCAGUGGUCAGCAACAUACCAAAGAGCUGCAGAAGAUACCUAAUAUUCAGUGUGUGUCAUGUCAGUGUGGUAUAUAGAAGUUACACCUGUGAUGUUUAGUAACAACUACAUACGAGGAAAAUUAGGAGGUGCAUGUUCACGAAAUCAGCCGAGACGCAGCUUCCAAUAUAGAGAAUUCCUAUCAAUUUAUUUACUAUGAACAGAUA
Molecule: messenger RNA, 2151 nt
Organism: Zea mays
Lineage: Eukaryota; Viridiplantae; Streptophyta; Magnoliopsida; Poales; Poaceae
Exons: 4
Coding region: 214-987 (257 amino acids)
Biological process (GO): regulation of defense response to fungus
Source: RefSeq, a predicted model, not a curated record